UUUUUCCCCAAAACAUUAUUUGCUAAAGUUUUUUAUACCAUACAUGCAAGGACAAGAUAAAAACGUGGACGAUCAAAACUACCCCAUUUGCUCCAUUCUCUCUGUUCUCUGCAGCCUUCCUGGGUCACUCGCUGCUAGAUUUUGGUUAACGUCCUCAUCCCCAACGUCAGUCUCUCACGAGCCUUCCAAGCCUGAUGCCCUGCGCUCUGAGUCCUCAAAGUCCUCUUGGCCUCUCAGCCCGACCCCCUCCCCCCGCCCCCCAGGUCUCUGCAAGUGUUUACGGCCUUCUCCCUUCCCCUUGGGAAACUUCACAUUCCGGAGAGACGGACGCAGCGCUGGGGUUUGGGAUCUUGAAGGAAAGCUGUCUCCACAGUGUUUACCAGGCCUCGACACUCUCCCUGAGCCCGCCCCCAGCUCCGAAAAGCUUCCUGGAGACGUCCCGCUUAUCACUCCCCCGGGCUGGGGGCGGGAGCGGGCGGUGCCCUCCGCCCCGGGCCCCACUGUCCCCAGGCUGCCCCCCGGCUCCGGCUGGCCCCGGCUGGCCCCCGGCUCCGGCUGUGCGCUGUGCGCUGUGCGCAGCCUGCAGAGAGCGACGCCCGCAGCCUGCAGCUCCGCCGCCCGCCGCGCGCCCCCGCCCUCGCCGCCCGCCCGGGUCCCCGCCGCGCGCCCCCGCCCGGGUCCCCGCCGAGCGCCCCCGCCACCGCCGCGCUCCCGGGUCCCCGCCGCCCGCCUGGACCGCCCCCGCCUCUUCGCCAUGAGGGUCCCGCGGGGGCGCUGCGCUGCGCUGCUGGCGUGCCUCGCCCUCGCGCUUCCCGUCUCCGAGGCAAACUUUUUGUCAAAGCAACAUGCUUCACAAGUCCUGGUUAGGAAACGCCGUGCAAAUUCUAUUCUUGAAGAAACCAAAAAGGGUAAUCUUGAAAGAGAAUGCAUUGAAGAACUGUGCAAUAAAGAAGAAGCCAGGGAGAUCUUCGAAAAUAUCCCUGAAACGGAAUAUUUUUAUCCAAAAUAUUUAGGUUGUCUUGGUUCUUUCCGAGCUGGACUGUUCACGGCUGCACGUCAGUCGACAAACGCUUACCCUGACUUGCGGAGCUGUGUCAAUGCCAUUCCAGACCAGUGUAAUCCUCUGCCGUGCAAGGAGGAUGGAUAUAUGAGCUGCAAAGACGGCCAAGCCACAUUCACGUGCGUGUGUAAAUCAGGUUGGCAAGGAGAGAUGUGUGAAUCUGAUGUAAAUGAGUGCAAAGAUCCCUUGAAUGUAAAUGGAGGUUGCAGCCAGAUUUGUAAUAAUACUCCUGGAAGUUACUACUGUUCCUGUAAAGGUGGUUUCGUUAUGCUUUCAAAUGAAAAGGACUGCAAAGAUGUGGAUGAAUGCACUACACAGCCAAGCAUUUGUGGCACAGCUGUGUGCAAGAAUGUCCCAGGAGACUAUGAAUGUGAAUGCGCCGAAGGCUACAGCUACAAUCCCAGCUCAAAGUCUUGUGAAGAUGUGGAUGAAUGCUCUGAGAACAUGUGUGCUCAACUUUGUGUCAAUUACCCUGGGGGUUACUACUGUUAUUGUGAUGGCAAGAAAGGAUUCAAACUUGCCCAAGAUCAGAAGAGUUGUGAGGCUGUUCCAGUCUGCCUUCCCCUGAACCUUGACAAGAAUUAUGAAUUACUGUACUUGGCAGAGCAGUUUGUAGGGGUUGUUUUAUAUUUAAAAUUUCGUUUGCCAGAUAUAACCAGAUUUUCAGCUGAAUUUGAUUUCCGAACCUAUGAUUCAGAAGGUGUUAUCCUGUAUGCAGAAUCUCUCGAUCACUCAGCUUGGUUCCUGAUUGCACUUCGUGAUGGAAAGAUUGAAAUUCAGUUUAAGAAUGAACAUACAACCCAAAUCACAACGGGAGGCAAAGUUAUUAAUAAUGGUCUAUGGAAUAUGGUCUCUGUGGAAGAAUUAGAAUACAGUAUUAGUGUAAAAAUAGCUAAAGAAGCUGUAAUGAAUAUAAAUAAACCCGAAAACCUUUUUAAGCUUACAAAUGGAUUUUUAGAAACCAAAGUAUACUUUGCAGGAUUACCUCGGAAAGUGGAGAAUGCACUCAUUAGACCGAUUAACCCUCGUCUGGAUGGGUGUAUACGAGGCUGGAAUUUGAUGAAUCAAGGAGCUUCAGGAGUAAAGGAGAUUAUUCAAGAAAAACAGAAUAAGCAUUGCCUUGUCUCUGUGGAGAAGGGUUCCUACUUUCCUGGUUCUGGAGUUGCUCAGUUUAGCAUCAACUAUGAUAACACAUCCAGUGCUGAGGGCUGGCACGUCAACGUGUCCUUGCGUAUUCGCCCGUCCACCGGCACUGGCGUCAUGUUUGCCUUGGUUUCUGGUAACACAGUGCCCUUUGCCUUGUCCUUGGUGGACUCCACCUCUGAAAAACUUCAGGAUAUCCUGGUAUCUGUUGAAAGUAUGGUAAUAUAUCAGAUAGAGGCCCUAAGUCUGUGUUCCAAUCAACAAUCCUAUCUGGAGUUCAGAGUCAACAGGGACAGUCUGCAGGUGUCGACUCCACUUAGAAACAAUGUCAUCUACUCUGAAGACCUUCCAAGACAAUUUGCCAACUUGGACAAAGCGAUGCAAGGAACAAUGGCCACUUACCUGGGUGGCCUUCCAGAUGUUCCAUUCAGUGCCACACCCGUGAAUGCCUUUUACAGUGGCUGUAUGGACGUGAAUGUUAAUGGUGCACAACUGGAUCUGGACGAGGCCGUUUCUAAACACAAUGAUAUCAGGGCUCACUCGUGUCCAUCAGUUUGGAGGAACACAAAGCGUUCUUAAGGCAUCUUUUCUCUGCUGAUAAUGUCUUUUUCCUGUGUGUAAUUAUACUUAUGUUUCAGUAAUAGCUAAAGGAUUUCACCUACGAUGUUCAGACCUUGAUAAUUUUGUGAUACGUUGACCUUCCUGGAAUUUUAAAAAUGUUCUUUUUCAAGAAAGCAAGAUUCUCUUGUGAUAUAAAUAACAUUAAAAAAUUCUUACCUCUGUUGCUGUCUAGAAAUUAAAUAAUGAAACAUAUAAAGAUUUUUAAUUUGAAUCUUUGCUACAAAUGACCGUUCUUUAUUUUUAUGUUUGUAAAAGUAAAAUUUAAUUUUAUCACCAGGAAAUAGUUUUUAAAUAUCUAUUUUUCUGGGAAAGCAAGAAAGUAGACCCAAAUGAAAAUUCUGUGACUAAAUACCAUUGAUCAUGGCAGAUGCUACUUUAUUUGUCUAUGUUUUUUCCUGACGAAGAUGGCGGAUGAGACAGUGGCCUAUUACGUAGGAAUUGAGGGGAGGCUUUAUUCCAGAGCCGUUCCUCAGGAGCAUCAGCUGUGGCUUCUUCUUUCUUUCACCCGGCUUCACCUUUGAACCGAAGCUUUACUGAAUUAGGAGACAAAUUGGACAGAUUUUCAUGAGAGCAGCACACGCUUCUUGCUGGUUAGUAAUUGGAUUUGAUGAGGACGAGAUACCAGAUUGUGUUGGAAUGGGUGUGGAAACCCGGGGUGGGUAUAUUCCUUAAAUUUGGCUGUGUGGGUCACACAAGCUCUAGAUCAGAAAAGGCAGACCCAAUGAUGGAAAGAAUGAAUGAGAGAAUGAAUAAUGUGAAAGUUCAUAGUUUUCCUUGAAUCCAACCUUAAUUUCCAGAGUAAGCUGCCAGAAUCUGACUGUUGAGGGGUGAAAACUAGAGCAGAUUUUAGUGAAAGGAUAACCACAGAGGGAUGCAGUUAAUGCUAUGUAUUAACUAUGAAUACACAGUUGUAAAGAUGUGAGAUUGCCACGUGCUUGCUGGCAAUGCAUUUCAAGUGUCAGUUUUCUCCCUCCAAAACCUACCAUUCACAUUGGAUAUACAUGAGGUAUUCCACUGAUGGUUUUAUAAAAUAAACUUUUGUUCCACUAUAGAUAUUUUAUAUCAUGUAAAACAUAAUAAAUUGGUGUAUAUUUUAAAAACUUA
Molecule: messenger RNA, 3928 nt
Organism: Equus caballus (horse)
Lineage: Eukaryota; Metazoa; Chordata; Mammalia; Perissodactyla; Equidae
Gene: PROS1
Product: protein S
Cellular component (GO): extracellular region
Molecular function (GO): calcium ion binding
Source: RefSeq, a predicted model, not a curated record